UCUUUACUUUCAACUGCAAUUUCAUGAAGACAAUAAAAAUGCUAACAAUAAUAGAGUUAUUUUCUUAGUUUGUUUGGAUAAUAUAUGUGCUGCUUGUUAUGAGUUUCCUGAUACCCAUGGCUCUUUUUAAACUAAUAGUUUGUUCAGCUAUCUGUUUUUUUCCGCUCUUAGAUGAAAGUAUCACCUGACUGAUUAGUACAUUUGUAAGGACAUUUCUCAGUCAUUAAGAGUAGACAAAUUAUGCAAGAACAAUUGAGUAAUUUAAAGAAGCUUGUAAUUAUACGAGAAAAUAUCUGAAAUUGUAAUCAAGCCACUGAUGCAUCAACAGCUUUAUAUUACCACACUUGUACAUUUGUCAUCGUUUGAGGAGUUUUGCAUAAUUAUUCUGUAUGCAGAGGUAAGAACUUCAUAGCAUUUAUGAAUUUAGAAAUGACCGGAAUCAUUGGAGCAAAAUCGACAUGUUGCAUCAAUAUGCCUUGUGCUUUACAUCGUGCAAAGAUGCAUAGUCUUCAAUGUGCUAGACUUAUACAGCCUUUAUAAAGAGGGUAAGAUAUCAUGCUGGUUCUGUGUGUUUUCAUCAUGUUGCUAAGGAAUAUAGGUUAACAAAACUAGUAGAGUCCAGAUAAAAGUAGCUUUUCACAUUAAUAAGUUCCUCUUUACUUAUUAUUAAGUAGAUAUUAAAUUAAUGCUGGAUGUGAAUUUCCUUUUGUAUACAGGUCGCUGUCGACUGAAAAUCCAACAAAAAAAAACCAUCAAACACAUAAAAGAACAAAUGCAUAAUUAGAAUGUCUGAAAUAUAAUCCACACAGAUGCAGUUUUCCUUCUAGAGUGUCUGUAAGAAGCCUUUUGCACAAGGUACAUGAAAAGCUUUAAAUUUCAUGUUAAAAAUCUCUUUGGCGAGUGGUUAAAUUAAGAUAGAUAGAUGUUGCAAGAGUAGAUGUAAAUGACCUAGAUAUUUAAACUCAUACACGCAGCGGUGGAAAUAGGGUAAAAGAUCAUAUGCUUAUUAUCAUUAUUUUUAGUUCAGGUGUCAUGUAGGUUUGUAUGUGAAAGUCCCAACAGCUGACCAGUGUAAGAGCAGUGAAUUUAAGGCAAUGGCUUGUUGCUGACCUACGAGGUAUUCCUUUUACUGUAUUGUGUUAUUGGUUCUGAAUUCUUGUGGUUGGUACUUGGAAGUGUUCUAAUGUUUUUAAACUCAGUAAUUGAAAGUUUAUCUGUUUCUUAUUGUUAGUUUUAAAGCAGGCGGCAUGUAAGUUUGUAUGUGAAUGUGCAAACAGCUUGCCAGUGUAGGAGCACUAAAUUGAUGAAAUUGGCUUGUUUCAGACCUAUGAGGUAUUCCCUUUUAAUGUGUUGUAUCUUACCUCACCGUGCUAUUUUUUUGUUGACUCUGGUGUUAGUCCUUUUAAGUGCUCUACUGCUUGUUUCUUUUGUUUUACUUGGAGAAAAUUCUCCCCGAUGAUUUCUUUACGGAUAAGCUUAGUCUACGCAUCUAUUUUCUGACCAUGUAGGACAAUCCGUGGGAUUCUCUAGUGCUUUUUUUUUGUGCAUAAUCUAGAUAAGAGGUUGUUCAAUGAAGAAGGGUCCUUGGUGCCUCCGUGUUUCUAUUUGUUUUUUUCCUGCUAAUUUAUUUGUAGUGGACUUUGUAUUAUUUACAAAAAAUAUGCACGAAUCAUGGUUUCAACAAACUUUUGAUGAUAAGAUGUUACAUAAAAGCACCAAAGUUUAAUAAUUUAUUAAAAGUUAAUGUGUCAUGAUUGUGAUGGAUUACAACAGUUAUAUCUUCCUUGUUGGCAAAAAUUUGCCUACUAUAAACAUCAAAAUGAAUUAUAAUCAGAAGCCAUCUCUCAAUUAAUUUAAGUUUUAAAACCAAAAGGAUGCCCAUGGCUAGCUAAUUCUACUGUAAGCACCCUUUCUUCGCCAUAUUUAAUCUAGAAGAAUCAUACAGAAACUCUCUUAAUAUUUCCUUUUGGUUUGAUAAAGUGAUCAUCAUACCAAAAGCUAACAUUUACCUCUAUGACAGUGGAUGAUGUAGGUGUAAAGAGGAUUGAUGCCUAUUCUCUUCUGUUUUCUUUCCUUUAAACAUGUAGCUUGAAGUGUAUUGACUCUUCAGUAUAAAAUUACAAAACCCAUAUUGGCUAAAAGUAUUCCAGGCCAUAUAGUCCCAACUAGGCAACUUUAGGCUCAGUGGGAACACUGUUAUUUGCUGUACUAAUCUUUUAUGUCAAAAUUUUGACUAUCUCAAUUUUCCACCUAUGUGCUCUCUCCUAAAGCGAGAAGCAUGAUCACAGUUAGCAACACUCAUUAGAUAUUUCUUUUGCUGUUCUAAUUUUCGUUUAUUACAUCCCUCCAGUUGAAAUCCAGUCAUCAUCAAUGCUAAAUCUUCAGUGCUUUAUGUCCUUCAGUAAUCAUUGCUCAUUUGAACCAUUUAUUUUAAAAGAUUCCUCACCCCGUCCAAAACAACAUUAUAUUCUGACCUCUUCAUAUGUUAGCCAGCAACAAUCGUUUCUAUUGUGAUUCUACAUCAUCACGAAAAAAGCUAUCAUGAGGCACCUCAAUUUUUUCAACAUGGUUACCAAGAGAAACCUGAGCCUUCUCUUACUCCAGCAUUUGGUUCUAAUAAUAGCAGUGCAGGUCUCCGGUGAUCACUAUCACCAUAUUCAUCAUCACUCUUUGGAAAAUGAUAGAGCUGCACUUCUGGCUUUUAAAAGGACCAUAUCAUAUGGUCCAAAUUCUACAUUGGAAAAUUGGAAUGAGACCACUAGAGUGUGCAGCUUUGGUGGUGUAUAUUGUAACCAAAAGCAGCAAGUUGUUACCAAACUUAUACUUCUGGGUACUGAACUAGUAGGCCUGCUGUCCCCCUUCAUUUCUAACCUCACUGGGCUUCGAGGUCUUAUAUUAACAGGAAACAACUUAGUAGGCACAAUUCCGGCAUCCCUCUUCUCCAACUGCAAUUCACUGCAUAACAUAGACCUCUCAGAGAACUCCCUCACAGGUCUGAUUCCAUUAUUUGGUAAUUGCUCAAACUUAUGGAAUCUCAACUUGUAUAACAAUCGAUUUACUGGAGAAAUACCUCUCUCUUUAACGAAAGCUUCUUUUAUGUACAAUUUAGAUUUGGAGAAUAAUCUUCUUUCUGGUGAAUUGCCAGUUCAAUUAAUAGCUAAUCUAACAAAACUAAAAAAUCUUCACUUGUCAUAUAACAACAUGGUUAGUCAUGAUCACAACACUAAUCUUUACCCGUUCUUCUUUGCUCUUGCUAACUGCUCUGUCUUAAAGGAACUUGAACUGGCUGGUAUCGGCCUCGGAGGAAUUUUGCCUGGUUCCGUAGGACAACUUAGUGUCAAGUUAAAAUACAUGUUGCUAGGUGAAAACCAGAUAGCUGGAUCAAUUCCUCUGGCAUUGGGAAAUCUUUCUGCUCUUACAACACUAAAUUUGUCAAAUAAUCUUCUGAAUGGAACCCUCCCAGCAGAAUUAAGCCAAUUACGGAGUUUGGAACAGUUAAUCUUAUCAAACAAUUAUUUGACCGGUGAGAUUCCAGCGACACUAGGACUUUAUUCUAAGCUUGGUCUACUUGAUUUGUCAUGGAAUAAAUUCUUCGGUGCAAUUCCGGAAGGUUUAGGGAACUUAAUACAGAUUAGAUACAUGUUUCUUAACAAUAACCUUCUUUCUGGAGAGAUACCAAAAGCAUUGGGUCGAUGCACAGAUCUUGACAAGCUUGACUUGUCCUAUAACAUGUUAACAGGAAGCAUACCUCCUGAUGUCAAAGGUAUGCGUGAGAUCCGAAUGUACCUGAAUCUUUCACAUAAUCAGCUCCAAGGAUCUUUGCCACUUGAGCUCAGCAAGCUUCAAAAUGUACAAGAAAUUGACCUUUCAUCAAAUAACCUCACUGGGAGUAUAUUUGUUCAGAUCUCAAAUUGCAUUGCCUUGAGGAUGCUAAAUUUCUCAAAUAAUUUCCUUGUUGGGCAGCUUCCACAGUCCUUGGGUGAUCUGAAGAACCUUGAAGUUUUUGAUGUUUCAACAAAUGGCUUAUCUGGAAACAUUCCAGUGAGCUUAAGUAAUAUCCAUAAUCUCAUCUUCCUGAAUCUGUCGACCAAUGACUUUUCUGGAACAAUUCCUUCUGGCGGCAUCUUUGAAACUACCACAUACUUAUCUUUUCUGGGAAAUCAACGCCUCUGUGGGUCAGUACCAGGAAUUGCAAUGUGUCAUCAGAAAAGACAUUAUUUUCGCUCACCUGUGUUCUUAAGUAUAUUCUGUAUUAUCAUAUCUAUAUCAGCUUUCUUUUCAACAAUAUGUUUUGUAAUCGGAUACAAAUGUAUUAGAGGAGCUAGUUCUGCAGCCAAUUUUGAGGCAGAGAGAAUGUCAGAACCAGGGACGGUACCCAGUUUUCCAAGAAUAACAUACAAACAACUCUCAGAGGCUACAGGAGGGUUUGAUGAGCAGAGAAUAAUUGGGUCAGGAAGCUAUGGACGUGUAUAUAAGGGAGUGCUUUCAGAAGGGACACCUAUAGCAAUCAAAGUGCUACAGUUUCAAACUGGAAAUUCUACUAAAAGCUUUACCCGAGAAUGCCAAGUUCUCAAGAGAAUUCGACAUAGAAACCUUAUUAGAAUAAUAACAACUUGUAGUUUACCUGAUUUCAAGGCCCUUGUUCUUCCUUAUAUGGAAAAUGGGAGUUUGGACAGUUAUCUCUACCCACAACUUGGCAUGAACUUCCGUUCUGAUUCUUCAGAUUUGAGCCUCAUUCAAAUCGUCAACAUAUGCAGUGAUAUCGCUGAAGGGAUGGCUUACCUGCAUCACCAUUCUCCAGUAAGAGUCAUACAUUGUGACUUAAAACCAAGCAAUGUUCUCCUCAACGAUGACUUGACAGCUCUGAUCUCGGAUUUUGGCAUUGCAAGAUUGGUAUUGGCAGUUGGAGGGGGCAAUGCAGGGGUUACAGAAAAUAUGGGGAACUCAACAGCAAACAUGUUAUCUGGAACUAUAGGCUACAUUGCACCAGAGUAUGCGUUUGGAUCAAAUACAUCCACACAAGGAGAUGUUUACAGCUUUGGAAUUCUAAUCCUGGAGAUGGUGACUAGAAAGAGACCGACAGAUGUAAUGUUUGUUGGAGGACUAAGCCUGAGAAAAUGGGUGAAGAGUUACUAUCAUCAGAACACGGAGAAUGUAAUAUACUCCUCAUUGCUGAGAGCUCUGCAUGAUCUGUCACCUGAAGUGAAAAGUAUGUGGGAAGUUGUGAUAAGGAAAUUACUUGAGUUGGGUAUUCUCUGUACUCAGUAUUCUGCCUUGACGAGACCAACAAUGCUUGAUGUAGCUGAUGACUUGGACCGCCUUAAGAGAUACUUAUCUGGGGACACCACUGCAACGUUUGCCUCGUCUCUUAGUAUAUCAUCUUCUACUACAGGUGAUGACUGACUAGCUCCUUGAUGAUUGCUUGUUAAACAUUUAAUUUUGAGUUUAUUAUGAGUCAUAAUAUUACUGCUGAACCAAAUUGCUGUUCACCUUACAUGUAUUUGUGUGAAGUGAAGUACAGUAAAUUUGAUGUGACUCUUUCCUUAA
Molecule: messenger RNA, 5547 nt
Organism: Daucus carota subsp. sativus
Lineage: Eukaryota; Viridiplantae; Streptophyta; Magnoliopsida; Apiales; Apiaceae
Product: putative leucine-rich repeat receptor-like serine/threonine-protein kinase At2g24130
Exons: 3
Coding region: 2542-5403 (953 amino acids)
Biological process (GO): protein phosphorylation
Cellular component (GO): membrane
Molecular function (GO): protein kinase activity; ATP binding; protein binding
Source: RefSeq, a predicted model, not a curated record